Letharia columbiana is the source of this 2022-nucleotide messenger RNA. RefSeq lists its product as uncharacterized. NCBI's taxonomy places the organism in Eukaryota, Fungi, Ascomycota, Lecanoromycetes, Lecanorales, Parmeliaceae. The transcript is spliced from 4 exons. Gene Ontology annotation, biological process: Mo-molybdopterin cofactor biosynthetic process; molybdenum incorporation into molybdenum-molybdopterin complex. Gene Ontology annotation, molecular function: molybdopterin molybdotransferase activity. Gene Ontology annotation, cellular component: cytoplasm; cytosol. The record is from RefSeq and is a predicted model, not a curated record. The coding region runs from base 1 to 2022 and encodes 673 amino acids.
AUGGACAAACCAAAAUUAAAGGCCACAAUACUCAUCAUAUCAGAUACUGCGUUCCAAGAUCCGUCAACAGACAGAGCUGGGGAUAUUCUCUCCGGCAUUUUCGCCAACGAAGGCAACGGUCAAUGGACUGUUGAUGACCGGAAAAUUGUUCCCGAUGAUGUUCUAACGAUCCAAAAGGCAGUGAGCUUGUCAUGUGACGGAGAAGACUAUGUCAAUCUUCUGAUUACAACCGGUGGCACUGGCUUCGCGGUUAAGGACAAUACGCCUGAAGCCAUCACACCGUUGAUACACAGACAUGCGCCCGGCCUCGUCCAUGGGAUGCUGGCAGCGUCUCUGGAGGUCACACCUUUUGCCCUCAUGUCAAGGCCUGUUGCAGGGGUUCGGAAUAAGACAUUGAUCAUCACUCUUCCGGGGUCACCAAAAGGGGCCAAAGAGAAUCUACAGGCCCUUCUAAAGCUACUGCCGCAUGCUUGCUUGCAGGCUGCUGGUGGUGACUCGCGAACUCUCCAUGCGGGUGGCAUAAAGAAGCUCGAAGAAGAUGCAGGAAUCAGUAGCAGCAAGAACCCAAAGCGUAACCAUCAUGACCAUCAUCACAGCCAUAUUCACCAGCAUAAUCACAGCCAUGGGGACCAUGCUAUGCCAAAAGCCCACACUCGUCCCGAAGAUCGGCCUGUCUCGAACGACCCCCAAGCUGGUCCUAGCAGUCGGCAUCGGGAAUCACCGUAUCCCAUGCUCUCUGUCGAGAAUGCUGUCAAAAUGAUCAUAGAGAACUCUCCUUCGCCAGAUCCUGUCAAAAUGCCGGUAAAUGGCUCUCUAGUAGGCCACAUCCUCGCGGUAGAUGUCCAAGCCAGCGAAGCGGUACCCGCGUAUCGAGCAAGCAUAGUCGAUGGCUACGCCGUCAUUGUCUCUAAAGAUGGACCAAGUACGAAAGGUGUCUUCCCUGUUUCUGCCGUCUCACAUGCCCAGCCAGGAGAGAUACCGACCCUCCACCACGGGCAAAUAGCCAGGAUAACUACGGGUGCUCCUCUUCCUCCCGGCGCUAACUCAGUGGUCAUGGUUGAAGACACUGUCAUCAAGAGUAUGACUGACGACGGUAGAGAAGAGAAGGAGAUUGAGAUACUCACAGAUCAAGUCAAGCCAGAUGAGAACAUACGAGAGAUUGGCAGUGACAUCAGAGCCGGAGAAGUUGUGCUUAGAAAGGGCGAAGAGAUCACUGCCGUGGGUGGUGAGCUAGGUCUGCUUGCAUCUGUAGGGAAAGCAGAAGUCAUGGUUUAUAAAAAGCCCGUCAUCGGCGUGCUCAGUACAGGGGACGAAAUCGUACUCCACGAUAGACAAGGUCCUCUGCAGCUUGGAGAGGUCCGAGAUUGCAAUCGUCCAACACUGAUGGCCGCUAUAAGAGGCUGGGGUUUUCAAGUGGUAGAUCUUGGUAUUGCCAAAGACAAACCUGGCUCUCUGGAAGAGCAUCUACGAGGCGCAUUCCGCGACGUGGACGUCAUUGUGACCUCCGGCGGAGUCUCUAUGGGCGAGCUGGACCUCCUCAAACCUACAAUUGAGCGGUCUCUUGGCGGUACAAUACAUUUUGGUCGUGUUUCAAUGAAGCCCGGAAAACCCACCACUUUUGCCACCGUACCUCUUAAGGAUAACUCAGGCACGCCCACCACCAAACUGAUAUUCAGCUUGCCUGGUAAUCCUGCAUCCGCACUUGUGACAUCCCACCUGUUCGUGCUGCCGUCACUGCAUUUUUCGAGUGGGAGAGAGGCUCCGCACGGGCUGCCGAGAGCGAAAGUGGUAUUGGACGAGGAGGUCAAAUGCGAUCCUAAACGUUCAGAGUACCAUAGAGUAGUAUUGACGGCCGGAACCGAUGGACUGUUACAUGCCACUAGCACUGGAGGACAGCGCAGCUCGAAAGUUACUAGUCUGAGACGAGCGAAUGGGCUCCUCUGUUUGCCCGCAAAAGAUCUAGUGAUAGGCAAGGGGGAGAUGAUCGACGCUUUGGUGAUGGGUGCACUAGGUGGUUUGUGA